Molecule: messenger RNA, 1554 nt
Organism: Cercospora beticola
Lineage: Eukaryota; Fungi; Ascomycota; Dothideomycetes; Mycosphaerellales; Mycosphaerellaceae
Biological process (GO): cytoplasm to vacuole targeting by the Cvt pathway; intra-Golgi vesicle-mediated transport
Cellular component (GO): COG complex
Source: RefSeq, a predicted model, not a curated record
AUGGCCGAUCCGCUGUACGAGCUGCUGGCUCCCUACUUCGACAACGAAACAUCACCUCCGUCUCCCCGAGAUCCGCAGACGAGCGGCUAUCUGGCGCGACUCAGCACUCUUUCCCUCUCCGACCUCAACACCACCGAGCCGGCCUCCCUCCUUCACUCUGCCCAGUCGCAUCUACGCAACUUGCAGGCCCUAUCCAAACGAUCCCACAAGGCAGUCAUAUCCUCCUCGACACACGUCAGCCAUUUGACGUCUUUACUACCAGAAUUUGGGUCCCAGGCACAGUCGCUGAGCAAGAGUGUCCCAGAACUGGAGGAUGUGGCGGCAGAGUUUGCGCAAAAAUACGACAGAAGUACGGAGAAUGCAGUACUGGAUCGGAGGAAACGGGCAGCCUUGCUGGCACGCAAUGUGGACCGGGUGUCGGACGUGCUGGAUCUGCCACAUCUGUUGUCUUCCACUGUGACAGCGGCUCAGGCAGGCAGCUCCGGGAGCACUGCAGCAGGUGGAGCAGCCGCGACGUCUUAUGCAUCUGCACUGGAUCUCCAUGCUCAUAUCAGGAGGCUCAAAACGCUCUAUCCGCAGUCACAGCUCGUGGCCGAUAUCUCGACUCAGUCCGAGGGCGAAAUGCAAAAUCUGGCCUCCAUUCUCAUCACGUCUCUUCAAAGCCCUUCCUUGAAACUAGCUGCGGCGAUGCGGACUAUCGGCUGGCUGCGACGCGUCGCGCCAGAUCUCACAGAAGAUGGGAAGUACGCAGCGAAGCACGGCAUUCUGUCUACCAAGUCCUUGAGCUUGUCGCCCAAUCCUGCCAGCACCGACGGGGCUUUGCCCUCACUGUUCUUGGUGUGCCGGUUACGCAUGCUUCACGAGACUCUUAACGCGUUGGAACCGCUUCGUGAUUUAGCCGACCAGGAGACAGCGCAGCGCAAGACACCAGCCACCAUGAAUGGUAAACCUUCGAAAGCUGCUGCAGAGGUCUCCGUUGGCACGCAAAGCGAACGUUAUCUGAAGCGCUACAUUGAGAUCUUCCGAGAACAAAGUUUCAACAUACUGAGCAUGUACAAGAGCAUAUUCCCAUCAAAUCUCCCAGAAUCGGAACACAGUGCGAGCGAGGAGACCAAACGAGCAGCAGAUGGAAACCCGUUACUUCCUCUGCCGUCUCCUGUCUCCACUUUCUCUUUGCAUCUUGUGGACUUGCUUGAGUCUACACUGCGCGAAUACAUGCCAAAUCUCAACGACAAGUCUUCACGCGAGUCAUUACUAACGCAAGUCCUGUAUUGCGCCGGGAGUCUGGGACGACUCGGGGCAGAUUUUGGCAUGAUGAUCGCUUUGCUAGAGGAGGACUUGGCGACAGACGAGGAAUCUGUGCAAAAUAAUGAGGCCGGGUCUGAAGAGGCCAAGAGCGAGCCAGAAUGGGUGCAGGUGAUGAAGAAGCACCGCAUCCAGGCGAGCAGGCUGGAAGUGCUUGCGAGGGGAGUCGGCAUCUCUCGCAAGGCUGGCGGAGAUGUGAUGUCGCCCACCGCGAUCUCGCCCAGUGGCACUCCACCCUUGAAGACGUAA